Molecule: messenger RNA, 660 nt
Organism: Penicillium verhagenii
Lineage: Eukaryota; Fungi; Ascomycota; Eurotiomycetes; Eurotiales; Aspergillaceae
Product: phosphoribosylglycinamide formyltransferase
Exons: 2
Coding region: 1-660 (219 amino acids)
Biological process (GO): 'de novo' IMP biosynthetic process
Cellular component (GO): cytoplasm
Molecular function (GO): phosphoribosylglycinamide formyltransferase activity
Source: RefSeq, a predicted model, not a curated record
AUGACUACACAAAUCCGGACCACGGUUCUCAUCUCCGGCAAUGGUUCGAACCUGCAAGCAGUAAUCGAUCAAGUCGCAGCCGGUACCCUCAACGCAAACAUUAUUCGCGUCCUCUCCAACCGGAAAGAUGCCUUCGGACUGGAACGUGCCCAGAAAGCAAGCAUUCCUACCCAAUACCACAAUCUUGUCAAGUACAAGAAGCAGCACCCUGCUACACCCGAGGGUGUUCAAGCCGCGCGUGAAGAGUACGAUGCCGAGCUGGCUCGCUUGAUCCUCGCUGAUCAACCUGAGCUGGUUGUAUGUCUUGGAUUCAUGCACAUCCUUUCGCCGGAAUUUCUGAGGCCCCUUGAGGUGGCCAAUGUGCGCAUAAUCAACUUGCAUCCAGCGCUCCCGGGCGCUUUCAAUGGUGUGAAUGCGAUUGAGCGCGCUCAUGCUGCUUGGAUGGAAGGCAAGAUUGAUAAGACGGGUGUAAUGAUCCACGAUGUCAUUUCCGAGGUGGAUAUGGGCCAGCCCAUUCUAGUCCAGGAGAUUCCCUUCCUAAAGGGCCAGGAUGAGGAUCUAGAGGCCUUUGGGAAGCGAGUUCACGAAACGGAAUGGGUCACCGUCAUCGAGGGAGUUGGUAUGGUACUCAAGGAGCUGACGGCCCGGAAUUCAGCUUAA